AUGGCGUCAUCUCGGGUAUCUCAAUCAAUCUAUCUGAUUAGCCCGGAAACAUUGGUUAGCAGUAACGAACCCACGCCAUGCACAGUGUGUCAUCGCUACGAAUGUCGACUGCGAUCGCAUAAGUCCUGGAUCGCCCAGCGCCCACGGGAACCCAGACAUUUGACUACGCCUGCGAGAGCGCAACGCGACUACUUCGGACCAAAGGUCCUUGGUCAAAAUUAUACGCGAUCUUACGCAUUUACACGGGCUUUGCCAUCGACUGUCCCUCAUUCCGUCAGUUCGGGCCGCUUGGAUGGUUUUCACGAUCUCCCCGUGCCCGGCGGCGAGCAGCCAGAACUGCACCAGGCAGUCUACAGUUGUGGGUCGAACUCGCUUUACCCGCAUGGUGCUUUCCCUGCUGAUCAUCAAAUGCUUUCAGUGUUGAAUUUCAAAGUUGGUUCGGCAACAGCUUUCCCCUUGCCAGCAGGCCUGGCUGUGAAUGACAUCGGCGGAAGCAUGAUCAUGCCAGUGAUGACCAAUACGACAUUAUGUCUCAGUGUGAUUGCCGCUUGGAAAGCCGUGCAAUCCUUGACCGGACCCUCGACGACUCUACCUUACCUGUCGUAUGAAGCUCAAGCCUUACAAUCCUUGCAAAAACAACUACUCGUAAAGGGCUUUGAGGCUAUCACAGAUGCAGCGGUCAUGGCAGCGGCAUUGCUCUGGGCUACAGCAACCAUGUUUCCUCAGCCAGACGCUCUCCGACGGCACGCAGCUGGCGUACGCUCGCUCGUAAAGGCCCGUUCCGGGCUCGACAAGCUUGGUGGCGGUGGUGGUGCAAUCCAGCAAUUGAUCCUAUGGGCCGACUUCCUGACUGCCCACUUUCUAGGCGAAGACGUUCUCUUCAAUGAAGCGGACACUACCGUGGAACGCUUGCCGACCCCUCUUGCCAACAUAUACGAUUCCUUCAUCAUUCCCAGCACGUUCGAAUAUCUCCUUCCCGGAACGAUAAGAGCAGCGAAAGAUCUCCGAUUGCUGUUGACCUGUCAUGAUCAAGCUUUGCGGACAGGACGCAUCUCAGUCGCAGAGUACAAAGCACUUAUGAGCCUACUGAAUCGAAGCACUAUACAAAGAAUCGGCCUGGAAUGCCAGUAUAAGGACGACAACUCCAUUGACGAAUGCGCCAUUUUGGCCAUGAAUCUGUUGCGACUGACCACUCUGUUCACUGCAACAUCACUCCCCACGAUCGUGAUCAAGGUCAUUGAGCGCCUCCGAAAUGCACUGGUCCGUUAUGACCUCGACGAAUUCCCACAAUGUCUUGAUGUCUACAUCUGGGCAUGCUUCGUGGGCAUGGUGCAUGAGGUCAAGACUCCUAUUCGUAACGACCUGGCGGCUUUGGUUGGUCAAGCUUUCAAAAUCAAGUACAAGUCACCGAUCCCUGGUGAUUGGCAAGCCAAGACAUUGUCAAUGCUCCGGUCGUUCCUCUGGUCCGAUACAAUUCUUACAGAUCUUUACACAGAUGCUUGCGACCUUGUUGAUUGUGGUUGUGACAUUCCGCUGCCUGUCAGACAAGCCGGAACACUUAGGAUCAACGCUGAGCGCAAGGAACCACCAGCCACGGACCUUGUGCCAAACCGGUUUCUGGUAGAUCGGCAUCACAGCGCCCCGUGA
This is a messenger RNA of Exophiala viscosa, 1647 nucleotides long. RefSeq lists its product as uncharacterized. The transcript has a single exon. NCBI's taxonomy places the organism in Eukaryota, Fungi, Ascomycota, Eurotiomycetes, Chaetothyriales, Herpotrichiellaceae. The record is from RefSeq and is a predicted model, not a curated record. Bases 1 to 1647 code for a protein of 548 amino acids.